CAAGCAGCAACAAAAUCCAACACCAUACCACCACUCUUCAAAGAAAUUUAAAAAAAUCAAAAAAAAUCAAAAAAAAUCGAGGCAUUCGACUCUCAAAAUUGCCCAUUAAAACUUUGAUCAUCCAUCACCUCAACCUUCACCACAUCACAUUACCAACAACUCAACAAUGGCAAAAGCGACAUCACCACCCGAUUCUCCACUUUCAUCCAUGGAUGAAUCCGACGCGUUCAAUGAGGAUGGCAACGACACUCCAGACCCUAUGCCGCCCGCGAAACGACAGAAACUCCAGCUAGAUGUAUCGACCGCUUCCUCAGCUGUCGCCGGUCCAGACCACAACGAUCCAGCACUGGAAGGGCUAUCUCCCGUGUCUUCCGAUACCUCUGGUGACAUACCCAGUUCUCCAGCACAUCACCCACACCACCCGCACCACCUACGCCACGGCGAUACCGACGAUGAUCUCCACGAACAGGUGUCAGUUUGCGCCUGGGGAGACUGUGAUGCAGGUGAUCUUGGCAACAUGGAUCGGCUGGUAGAGCACAUCCACAGCGAUCACAUCGAGGGCAAGCAGAAGAACAAUUAUAUUUGCGAGUGGAAGGGUUGCGGCAGGAACCGCCAAUUGCAUGCGAGCGGUUACGCAUUGAAGGCCCAUAUGAGAAGCCAUACAAGAGAGAAGCCCUUCUACUGCUACCUACCCGAAUGCGACCGCUCUUUUACCCGAUCGGAUGCCCUGGCGAAACACAUGAGGACCGUCCACGAAACCGAGGCCUUGCGGCCCUCUGACCCAAUACCAAAGGCAAUGCAAGCUCAAACAGCUGCUGGCACAUCUACCAAGUCCGGCAAGCCGCUUACGAUCGUGAUCAAGACGCCAAGGUCGCAUGCGGCAGGUGCUAGAGACUCGGUUCUCGACCGCGAUGGCGCAUCUCCUGGCUCUGAAAACAGCUUCCAGUUCACCGAACUGACUUCGGAGCAGGGCUUCUCCCCCAAGGAGCUCGCGAUGCCACUCCCUAAGCUUCACAAUCUCCUACGCUGUACGCUUAAGUGGACCGAGGAGGAGCAGCAGGAACUGCAGCGCGAGAUUGAGGCCGCCGAGACGGCGUAUAAGAACGCUUGGCUCGAGAAGGAGGUGCUUCUGCACCAGGUCAUCCAAAACGAGAUCAACUGGCACGAGCGCCGACAGGCCGUACUGAGUGGUGUGGCCGACGUGCAAGCAAAGCCUGUGGCUCUGAAUGGCACCGCUGCCGCCGCCACCAACACUGAUGAUGCUGCUGCUGCUGACGAUGCUGAUUCUGUUGGGGGACUAACAGAAGAGGAGAUGGAGACAACCAUGCAAGACUAGGCGUCGUGCGGGCCGCUCCGUGUCGAGAAUUCCCAGAGCCUUCAAGCUGUCAACUUUCGUGCAGUCGUGGGUCCAUCUGAACCCCCUCCCGGCAGAAUGCGUCUACGUCCCCUUGCCCCUGCCAGAGCUUGGGGUUACACAGAUAUGGGUUGGGCAGAGACGACUGCAGCGAACCGUCGUUGAACACUGUUUUCUGUGGCUCUUUAAAACCGCAUCGAUUCGACCGCAUCAAACCCAGUGACCGGGCAGUUUCCCCAUCUUGAUUGGGGCAGCGUUGAAGUUGAAAACAAAAGAGACUUGUAAAAUAGGGUACUGUUCUUUUUUCAUAUGUAUUCGAGCAAGGCGUUUAGGGGAAUUUUUUUUCUUCACAAAGGCUAG
Pyricularia grisea is the source of this 1714-nucleotide messenger RNA. RefSeq lists its product as uncharacterized. Bases 167 to 1336 code for a protein of 389 amino acids. The transcript has 2 exons. NCBI's taxonomy places the organism in Eukaryota, Fungi, Ascomycota, Sordariomycetes, Magnaporthales, Pyriculariaceae. Gene Ontology annotation, biological process: regulation of transcription by RNA polymerase II. Gene Ontology annotation, molecular function: DNA-binding transcription factor activity, RNA polymerase II-specific; RNA polymerase II cis-regulatory region sequence-specific DNA binding. Gene Ontology annotation, cellular component: nucleus. The record is from RefSeq and is a predicted model, not a curated record.